GAGUUCAAGCAGCAGGUUAGAGACUCUCACAGUCGAGAGCCAGAGACCGAGAGACGUUACAGGGAAUAUCACUAAAGCAUAUCAAUUACUCUGCACGAUUCUGCUUUCUGCACCUAUCUUAUCUGGUCAGCAUCAGAGGGUAAAACCUCCAGAGCUCUGCUGCUGCUGUUCACCACAUUCUCACAGAAGCACUUGUCCUUCAGUUCCCAGAAGAGAAAUACAGAAGCAGCAGGUUAGAGACUCUGACAGUCGAGAGCCAGAGACCGAGAGAGAAGCACGAUGUCUGAAUUCAGAAGGAUCCUAAUGUCUUCAUUCCUGAUGCUGCUGCUCCGCUUCACAGCUGCAGAUGUGAAACGGUGACUCCCCACAUUGUCAGAGUUGGAGGUGAAGUCACUCUGUCUUGUGAAAAUGUGUUACAUGAUCAUGAUGAGUGUGAGAGUACUACCUGGACCUUCAGUGACUCAAGAAGCACAGUGCCGCUGUUUGAACACGAGAAAGAUUCACAACGAUGCCAAAGCUAAAUCAGACAGACUGAGAGUUUUGAAAAACUGUUCUCUGGUUAUAAAGAAGGUCACAGAGGAGGAUGCUGGUCGUUACACCUGCAGACAGUUCAGAUCAGGACAACAACAAGGUCCAGACUCUCUGGUUGAUCUGUCUGUUGUUACCAUGACUGAACAUCAGGACACUGAUGAGGUGACGUUACGCUGCUCUGUGUCGACAUAUGGAGACUGUGGACUCACAGUGAAGUGGCUGUUUCAGGGUCGAGAUGUGGAUAAAGAUCACAGAGAGAUAAAGACAUCAACGUCUUCCUGCUCUGCCUCUGUGACAUUUCAGACCUCUCAUUUUAGUAACACAUCAAGGUCUAAGUUAUUUACAUGUGCAGUAACAGCUGGUGGCAACGUGCACACCUUCACUCCUCAGUCCUCAGGUGAGGACACAAAACCAGCAAAGACUAAUCCACCACCACCACCACCACCACCAACAACAACAACAACAACAGCUAACAACAACAUGAACUCAGGCUGGUGGUGGGGGCUCAUCGUUGUGACAGUGGGUGUUGCAGCUCUCACAAUAAUCUCUGUGGCUGUCAUCAGACGGAAGAGGACUCAGGGACAGAGACUUCAGAUGGAUGAAAACAUGCAGGCCGACCCCGAAGAUGGUGUUUCCUACGCCUCCAUCAGCUACACCAGGACGACCAACCAUGCAGCCCGGGUUCAGGGUAAAUAUGAUGAUGAUGAAGGUGAUGCAGUGACCUACAGCACUGUGAAAGCCUCUUCUUCUUCUGAUGGAGCCUCCGCUGAUCCCAACAACCUCUACACUAACGUCAAGAAACCGAGGAAAUGAGGAACCGCCGAUGAUGUCAUUACAGUUUGGUGACAUCAAUAACUGAUGGGGAGGACUGCUUUUUGUGACCUUUGUUUGCUGCUGUUAAACCCAUUGUUGUCCAGAAGGUGGUGCUGUAGGCUAACCAGUGGCACCAUGUCAAAGCAGAAUUAAUAACCAGUGGUGGAAGAAGUACUAGGGUCCUUUGCUUGUGUGUUAAUCAGCUAAAUGUACCUAAAGUGAAAGUAACCACUGUGCUUGUGAGCUGUCAGUAUUUUCCUAUGUAUGGCUUAAUAUUACUGCUGGAUUAAAGUGUAUGUUGUAUGUUGACUGACUGUAGAUUAGCUGCUGGGUUUUCAAUCUGCAAGCAAUAAAGCAUAUUUGAUUAAAUCAUCAUGUUUGUGG
Molecule: messenger RNA, 1728 nt
Organism: Eleginops maclovinus (Patagonian blennie)
Lineage: Eukaryota; Metazoa; Chordata; Actinopteri; Perciformes; Eleginopidae
Exons: 9
Coding region: 409-1344 (311 amino acids)
Source: RefSeq, a predicted model, not a curated record